AUGGCAACAAACACCUUUGAAGUUUAUAAAGAGAAAGGUAAUCGUUUUUUCAAAGAAGGCCAGUAUGAGAAUGCUAUUGAAUCAUAUGACAAAUGCAUUGAGCUGGAAUCUUGGAACCCAAUAGGCUACAGUAACAAAGCCAUGGCUUUAAUCAAGAUGGGAUCAUAUGAAAAAGCUGUGCAAGUAUGUUCUGCGGGGAAACAGAAAUUAAAUCCAUUGGAUACAAAACAUAUUGCAUUAAAGAAAAAAAUGGAUUACAGAUUGGAAAUGGCAAAUAGAUUAUUAAAGGAAAAUCAAAAGAACUUUACUACUAACCCGUUAAAUAAUAAAGUCGAAAAUCACAAUGUGAACAACACAGUGGAUCCUUACAAAAACAUAUCGAAAAAGGCUAAAUAUAUCAAUCUAGAUAUUGUACCUGUUGAUUCAUUACCACCUGAAUUUGUAAGUCUAUAG
Messenger RNA from Arxiozyma heterogenica, 453 nucleotides. RefSeq names its product Tah1p (gene TAH1). Gene Ontology annotation, cellular component: protein folding chaperone complex. NCBI's taxonomy places the organism in Eukaryota, Fungi, Ascomycota, Saccharomycetes, Saccharomycetales, Saccharomycetaceae. The coding region runs from base 1 to 453 and encodes 150 amino acids. The record is from RefSeq and is a predicted model, not a curated record. Gene Ontology annotation, molecular function: protein binding. The transcript has a single exon.